This is a messenger RNA of Metarhizium brunneum ARSEF 3297, 1407 nucleotides long. RefSeq names its product 2,2-dialkylglycine decarboxylase (gene dgdA). Gene Ontology annotation, biological process: glyoxylate catabolic process. The record is from RefSeq and is a predicted model, not a curated record. NCBI's taxonomy places the organism in Eukaryota, Fungi, Ascomycota, Sordariomycetes, Hypocreales, Clavicipitaceae. Gene Ontology annotation, cellular component: mitochondrion. Gene Ontology annotation, molecular function: pyridoxal phosphate binding; L-alanine:glyoxylate transaminase activity.
AUGGCUCCGGGGAUUGUCACAAAGGACAUGGCCAGCACCUCUAUGGUGGUCUUUCCUAUAGAAGAAGACAUGCCACCAACAUUGUACCAAAAUAUUGAUGAGAAGGCCCUGGUGGCCAAGUCUAAGAAACACCUCCUUGAUUAUGGUACCAAGUUCGAGCCUGAUGUUAUUACUGGCUGUCGUGGAUUAUACAUCUACACGGCAUUGGGCCACAAGGUGUUGGACUGGACGUCGGGGCAAAUGUCUUGCCUCCUCGGCCACGGGCAUCCAGAGAUUGUCAAAGUCAUUACCGAUCACGCAAUGCAGCUUGAUCACCUCUUCUCUGGCAUGGUCUCGCCUCCAGUGAUCUCACUUGCGGAUCGACUUUGCAGCGCUCUUCCAGCUGGAUUAGACAAAGCCUUCUUUCUCUCCACCGGAGGGGAGAGCAAUGAAGCCGCCAUCAAGAUGGCCAAGACAUAUACGGGCAAGUUUGAAAUAGUUGGCAUUGGGGCUUCAUGGCAUGGAGUGACGGCACAGGCACUUGGCGCGCAGUAUCAUUUCGGCAGAAGAGGUCAUGGACCUUUGAUGCCAGGCAUGCACAUGCUGCCCGCGCCCAAUGCAUACAGGUCCAUUUUCCGCAAGCCCGAUGGCUCCUAUGACUGGGAGACAGAAUUGGAAUAUGGAUGGAGGAUGAUUGACUUGCAGUCGUGCGGCUCUCUAGCUGCUUGCAUUGUCGAGUGCAUCCAAAGCUCGGGCGGUAUGCAUGUUCUCCCACCGGGAUAUCUGAAGGCCUUGAAAAAGCAGUGCGAGAUGCGAGGAAUGCUCCUGAUCGUCGAUGAGGCUCAGACGGGCGUCGGCAGAUGCGGGGACUUUAUGGCCAUCAACCACGAGAACGUCGUGCCGGACAUUUUAACCCUGUCCAAAACCCUGGGUAACGGUCUACCCCUGAGUGCGGUGGUGGCCAGCGAUGAAGUUGCCAGUGUAGCCGCGGAGAAGGGCUUCUUCUUUUACACCACCCAUGUCAACGAUCCUCUCCCUGCUGCUGUUGGUGACAAGGUCCUCGAGAUCCUGUUCCGGGAUAAUCUGAUAGAGCACUCGAGAAAAUGCGGCGAGAUACUGCACAGCGGGUUGCAGACACUACACAGCAGGUACGGCUGCAUUGGCCAAGUGCGCGGGAGAGGUCUCAUGGCGGGCGUUGAAAUUGUGACGGACCGAGAGAGCAAAAGGCCGGCUUUGGAACUGGCCAAAAGAGUUGGAAACCGCGCAUACGAGCUUGGGCUCUGGGCGAAUCUGAGCAGCCAUCCAAGCUUUGGUGGCACAUUUAGAAUUGCGCCUCCUAUUACAGUGACGGAGAGCCAGGUUGAAGAUGGGCUCGCAAUCCUUGAGAGAGCAUUCGCCGAGACCGAAGGCACGCUACCGCUGUAUUGA